AUGAAUACUGCAAAUAUCAUAAAUCUACCUCAUGAAAUAAUAAAUCAAAUAAUUGGUUAUUUACCGAACUCACUUUUAGUGGAAUUGAAGGAUUUUCCUUUACUUAAGAAGUAUACAUUGCCCCAAUUGUAUUCUACGGUUGUAAUAGAAACUAAGAAUAUAAAUUCAGCUGAUUUUCAAACUGUCAGAAUAGAAGAGGUAAGAUUCCGGAAAGAUGGCUUUACAGAAGACGAAAGUACACCUAUUUUUGGCGAUAUCGAUAAUUUAAUUUCAUUUGUGAAGGAUAACCACAUUCCAUUCCCGAAAUAUAUCUAUUUUAAAAACCCAGUUGACAUCAUAUCGACGCAUAAAAGUUAUUGUGGUAUACUAGACAAUACCCACCUUCAAACAACAUUAAGAGAUCUCAAAUACAGCGGGAUUGACAUUGCCUAUGUAAUGAUGUUAAAGGAAUUGCCAUACAGAUUUGAUCGACUUGAUGAUUUUUAUGUCAUGGACGAAGAGAUCUAUGGAGAUAACAAAGCAUGGUGUAAAAAUUUAAGGAGAUUAGAAAUAUCAUUUGAAGCCGACUUUACUCCAGGUAAUUUCUUCCCAGAUAUGGAAUUUGAAAAUUUAAUUGAUCUUGUUAUUGGACCAAGAAUGUUAAAUGAAGAUAUGCGAUAUAUUCCGCGUAGUGUUAAAUAUUUGCUGUGCCCAUUGGAUCUAAGAGGAUUGGAGAGUGCAAUAGAUGCAGAAAGUCAGAUACAACUACCGAUAAAUCUACGAACAUUUCAAACUAAUGCAAGACACGAUAUUGAAUUUACGAUUGAUUUUCGGAGAAUGUCACUGCUUAUGAAUUUGACUUUUUUCAGUGCCAAAUGCAUUGCGAUAGAUUUCCCUUCAAGUAUGAGAGAAAUGAUAAUAUUUUCAAGAUUCGAUGUAUCAAAUCUCACACAACAGUGUUUGCGAUUGACUACUUUAUGUCUUAAUGAAGUAUUUGGAACUUUUGUUAGUUUCCCCCAAAAUUUGAAAAGUUUAAACAUUGACAUUCAAGCACUUCAAUAUAUGCUCACUGAGAUGGGGUUGGGAUACACUGCAUUACCUUCAAACUUGGAGGAUUUAAGAAUAUAUGGUUCAAAUGAAAAUGUUGACGAAUUUCUGAGUAUCUUUAAUUUUGAUUUCAAGCCGUGGAAGCAAUUGAAACGUCUAGAUUUGUCAUUUGCGUCAGGCAUACAGCUAGAGAAGUUUUCUCUCCAGAAUUUUCCCAAAUCUAUGACCCAUUUGAAGAUGGGGAACUGGGGAAUUGGGAAUAUAAUUGGAAAAUUUACUGAUCUCCCUUAUCUUCAAGACAUUGACUUGUCUAAUAAUAGAUUGUCUGGCUAUUUCAGUGCACAGAACAACUUGUUAUAUGAUUCAGAGGGUAAUAUUUUUGGUCCCAAUAUUAAGUGGGUUCAACUAAGUGGAAAUAGAUUCACUGACGCCAAUCUAAGAAUUGUUAUGAAUGAUCUCAUGAAGAAACCGCAUUUUCAAAGUUUAGUGAUUGAUCAAGAGGUUAUCCCAGAAGAUAUGAAAUAUUUAGAAGACAAGACUUAUAUUACUGCUUUAAAUAAUGAAUGGUAUCUGUGA
Molecule: messenger RNA, 1602 nt
Organism: Candida tropicalis MYA-3404
Lineage: Eukaryota; Fungi; Ascomycota; Pichiomycetes; Serinales; Debaryomycetaceae
Exons: 1
Coding region: 1-1602 (533 amino acids)
Source: RefSeq, a predicted model, not a curated record